This is a messenger RNA of Pecten maximus, 2354 nucleotides long. RefSeq lists its product as uncharacterized. NCBI's taxonomy places the organism in Eukaryota, Metazoa, Mollusca, Bivalvia, Pectinida, Pectinidae. The transcript has 3 exons. Gene Ontology annotation, molecular function: protein binding. The coding region runs from base 137 to 1528 and encodes 463 amino acids. The record is from RefSeq and is a predicted model, not a curated record.
UCUUCACAAUUUACGACAGGCUGAGCGUCUGUUAUCUAAUUUCGUUUUCUAUUUUCAGCAAGGUUUAAACAUGCUCCCCGGGCGGGUCCUGUGAUCAGUGUGACGAUACUACAGAUAGGCUGGCGAGACUUCAAAUAUGGCCAAACUAUUUCGUAUGAUCAGGCUCAAUGAUCGCUUUGAUACCCAGGUCUUUACAUUCGCUCUACCAAACAAGAUUCUAAGAGAAUUUUCACCGGACGUAUAUUCAAAGGAUUUCGUAUAUGGUUAUCAGAAAUGGACGGUCAGUUUUGUAAAGAGCGAUCACCAUUUAGGUGCUUAUCUGAAGCUUCAAAGCUCAUCUGCAGCCAUGCUGUGUAAACUGGAUUACUCCUUCACGUUCCUGAACAGUGAACAUUUCACUAAAAAUGAAUCCUUUCUAGAGAAAGGUUGUGAGUUUUCUGAUCAGGAAGACACGAAAGGUCGAAAAACAUUUGUGCCCCUGGAGGACUUGUUACACCGUAAAUUCCUACAGGAGAAUGGGGAGUUCCUUGUCGAGCUGGAGCUUCGCAAUAUAGUGUCUACGUUAAACUGUUUUCUAAACAUUCCGAAGGAUUACACGAACCGGUAUGCCUACGGUCCCCGGAUGGAGUCGCCCUAUUUCUCGUUCGGUUUGUUUGAUUGGAGUAUAUCUUUGUUUCCAAACGCAAGCACUGUGGACACUGAGAGCAACGUGGCGAUCCAGUUACAUCGCCACACCAGUUUUGACCACUUGUGUAACGUGAAAUAUCACGUGACCCUUGGGGAUACCGACCCUUACGAUUCCGGAACUAUUGAUCAGCUGUUAGACGCCACAGGAAACAGUGACCCCUACGUCAUAGGUUCCACUCUCCAACUACUGUCCAAGGGUCGAACAUCUAUAAAGGUCAGACUGGACAUGUUCUCAGUCGUGUCGGUCAGUGAGGUGUCCCUUUUAGUGUUGAACAGAAACAAGAAUCGUGCCCACCUGUAUGACCGUGACAAGCAGGCUUGGAUGUUAGAGGCAGACGCCAGUGGGAAAUUCCUAGCAUUUCGCCUAUACUACACGGACAUUUCACACGUUCCCCGGAAGUUCACACGUUAUGUAUCCUUCAAUAUUGUAGUUGUACCCGCGAAUCCAGAACGGAGCGUGUCACGAGCUCCAAACGGCCCAUUCUACCGAUACUAUGUACAGCAAGAUCUUGACGACGGCUACAUGGUGCACACCGAUAUCAAGAUAGACGAGCUGAAUGAUCCGGAGAGUGACUACCUCAGUCCUGAUGAACAGACUCUCACAGUUCACAUCGAGUGGAUAGACUCUCAUCUCCUCAUCAGUCCAAAUUUCCACAGCCUUGACGACGCAACCAGACUUCACAAACACCAAAUGAUGCGAGAAAUCCUGGCACUACAGGCGGAAAACUAUGCGUUAGAAAAACAAGUAUACAGCUAUCAGCAAUCGAUCGCCAGAAACAAUGCCAGGUGGCCAAGCUAUGGGAGCCAGGAAGAACCGACAGGAAACGACUUCCUCAAGUAACCAAGAGUUAUCUCCCCCUACUUCCGUUAUAGACUGAAUAUGUAACUUAUAGCGAAUAACAAGCAUUCUCCGUGACACAUCCAUUUACCUGACGAUAAAGGGUUACCAUCAGACUAGUUCAGUGAAACCUAAAACAUCCUCGGUCAUUAAUUUGUUUUCAUCUGAAACAAAACAGAAUAGAUCGAUGAAUUGAAUGUUGUGUUUUGUCGGUUUAUAAUCAAUCUAAUCCCAUCUACAUCGUCAGCUCCAGUUACCGUCUAUCUAGAUGGCACCUCCGGCAGUCCUACUGAGACUAGUAAGGCAAUAUUAGUCCUGUUUCUUGUGAAGGUUUCGUUGUUGUUGUUGUUGACGUUUUGUGUACUCGAUGUUCGGUGCAUUCCACGCAAUGAACGUGAACAACAGUUUUUGUCAAAUCAUGAAUAGAGAUGACGUAAGCAGGCUAAAGAAGCCGAAUUUAUUCUGAUGAAGAUAACUAUGCAUAGUUAACAGUACGAUUUUACCAGCAAGAUGAUAACCACGGAAUACUUUGAUCUAUCUGUGUGGUGUGAACAGAAGUCUCUGAAAUACCCCGUUUCUACAUUUCCCCACCCCACGGCAGCACUUGUUGGUCGACAUCGUGUCCUCCUGCCUUACAUUAGAUGACGUGUGAAUGUCUUGAGGUAUCGGGUGUUGUUCAUCACCUUAUAAAUACAUUCGUUAUUAGUAAUAAUUAUAACACAUUUGUCGCCGGUGUUUAUGUGUAUGUGUGUGUCAGGUGCCUCCUCCUACCAUAACAUGUGUCCGAGUAUUAUCUCAUACCUCUUUAAAUAAAAUAUUUUCUCUUUGC